UAUAACAAUGCACUCCAUACAAUAGACAUAUAUCUCAUGAAUACAAAAUAUUUGUAUCUCUUGGACGGAAGGAGCGAUUUAAUAUUCUUGUAUAAACUGUAAUACUUUGGUUGUCAGAUACGCAAAUAUCAAUAAAAUGGGAAUAAAUUGAUUUAAUUUGUCUCCAUUUAUCUGAAUGGAGAGAAAAUGGGAUUUAUUUCAAUACAUCAAGUUCUCUCAACUGGCAGUCAAGUAUACAGUGAAAAUGAGUUCUCUGUGAAAUGGAUUUAAGACGAGUAAAAAAUAUGCAUCCCUUACCAACAUCACAACAUUUUACAAAUAUUCGUACGGAUGACGACAUAACUGCGGCGGUGACCAACUUCUUACACAAUGAAGGCUCAAACCUCCAUGGUAAAACCUGGCAGGACACAACAGCCGAAGUCACAAAAUGGCUGGCAAGCCAGAUUCAGCGUGAACGUGAAGGAUGGCGACAGAAAACUCGUGCAGCCAUGCAAGAGAUCGAGAAUCACAGAAAAGAAGUGCUGAAAUUUCAAGGUCUUAUUCAGGAGUGUCUUGAACAUAUGAAAAUUCUUGUUGAGUGUUGUAAUAUUCCAGAAGAGAAAAUUUCUCAUAUAUCAGAACAAGAACCAAGACGAGCACUGCCAAUGUAUCUAGAAUGUCUUACUGAGACUCUGAAUUCUUUAAUGGAGGAUCGAAUCAUGUGUUUACAGAUUCUCCAUGCUGAUGAGACUACUUCAAAGAAUAGUUUACCAAGUCUUCUGAAAGCUUAUAUAGAGGCCCUAAAACAUCACGCUGAACGUGCUCAUAAAGAAGCCAAAAACAGACUUGAAUCCCUAGAAUCAGUAAAUAAACAUAGUUUUACUGAACUGGCAAAAAUGAAGAAGGCUAUUCAUCGAAAACAGGAAGAAGUUGAGACACUGCAUGCAAAACUGCAAGAAAUCCAAGAAGUCACAAUGAAAAAAUUCAAAGAAGUUAAUGAAAUUCAGCUUCAAAAGGAUGAUAGAGACUUCGAUGACAGAGCCUCUCAAACUGACUUACAAAUAACAAGUGGAAAAACAAAUGAACGUCAUUCUUCACCCUCAUCUCUGUAUAGCGCCCCGACCCCAGUUCCUGCUGCAGAUCAGAAAAAUAUACAUAUUUCAGCAGAAAAAUUGUCUAGGUUACGUAGAAGUGCCAAAAAACUUGAAAACUCUCUAAAUGAUGCUUUAUCGCAAAUGGACACAUUUCGCAAGGGAAUGAAACCCACUAAAGUCACUCAGUCAAAUAUGUUUGGUACACCAAGACCUUUCGGCCUUCAGCAUGUUCCAGAUGUUCCACCCAUUUUGAAGAAAGAGAUGAAGUUGUUACCCUCUCCGAUGCACAUGUGGUCAACCAAAUUUGAAAUAAGCGGGCCAAAAAUUCAUGAUGCAGAGCUAGAGCUAAUAAAACAACAGGAGAGAGACAAGGAAGAAAAAAAGAGAAAAGCUAAAGAAAAAAGGAGAGAAGCUAUUCAAAACAGUCAAGAGAGACUAGUACACUCGCAGCAAGAAGUGCCAACAUUUCGCUCUUUGAUGAAAUCCUUGGACGAUGUAAAGAAGACUACUGGUAAUAAAGUACGGAAUUAUAAACCAGUUGGACAAGUGACAAAAUGCCUCAGGUGUAAUAAAUUGUUUACUUUAAAUGACAACCAUAAGAAAUCUUGCAACUAUCAUCCUAAGGGAAAAGAAAGAAUUGAGCAAUAUUCUGAUAGGGGGAAGCUUGUGAAAGUUACGUACGUCUGGAAGUGUUGCAUGAUGGGACCUGACAAUCCAGGAUGUACUUAUGGACAGCAUGUAUAGUGCACUAAAACUGUUGGUCUGUAAUAUUGAAAGCUGGAUGGAGAAGUUUUUUCGAAAGAUAUUCCAUGUUUGAUUUAAAUGGUGAAAUAAGUUCUCUAAUGCAACUCAUUUAUACCUCUUGUGGUAAAAUAAUAUCUGAGGUCCUCUCAGUACAUGUUAAAAGAUUGUGUUUAAUAACUGUAUAAUUUUUCGCAAAUAAACCCUUUGAAGUUUCAAUAACAGUUAAGCAUCUGAGACCAUGGAAGAUGAACAAAACAAUGAUGAAUUUGGUGAAUAAAGUGAAAUAAUUUAUGUCUGAUCUAUAGAAAAAGCUUAUCUAAUUUGACAAAAUACUAGGUAUAAUUUUGUGAAUGAUUUCAGUUUAACUGAAGGCCUUAUACUUAUAUGGGUUUAAAUAGUGACCUGAAAUAUUGGUUUUAUUGAAAUAAGAUAUGAAACCUAUUUAAGUAUUUAUUGUGAAAAAUAUGUUUUAAAUGUCUUUCAGAAUUUAUUGCAUGUUAUUCAUGUAAAGAAAUAAUAUAACAGACAGUUUGACAGAA
Mercenaria mercenaria is the source of this 2356-nucleotide messenger RNA. RefSeq lists its product as uncharacterized. The coding region runs from base 261 to 1817 and encodes 518 amino acids. The record is from RefSeq and is a predicted model, not a curated record. The transcript is spliced from 2 exons. Lineage: Eukaryota; Metazoa; Mollusca; Bivalvia; Venerida; Veneridae.